Molecule: messenger RNA, 2292 nt
Organism: Cladocopium goreaui
Lineage: Eukaryota; Dinophyceae; Suessiales; Symbiodiniaceae
Source: the annotation of a GenBank genome assembly
AUGUCCCAGCAGGUGGAUGCUGGAAUAUUUCAGGCUGCGCUCCUGCAGGUUGCAGAGGCAACACAGAGGGCAGCUGAUGCUGCUCAGGCAGCUAGUGCAGCUGCGACAGCCAGUUCAGCGGCUGUUACAGCCACCUCGACAGUAGGUGGAUCGUCAGGGAGCAGCAGCAGUCGACCACAAGCUCAGGUUGAUUGGUCGAAGUUAGUGAACAAACCUGCAGUGUUUGACUUUCCGAAUCAGGAGCAGGACCAGAGACAUUUUCGUGACUGGUUGUGGCAACUUUCACAGUAUUUGAUUUGUGUCGACGAAGGUUUCAGCAAAGAAUUGACUCAAAUUACAGAUGAUCCUUCGAAGAUGUUGGAUGUUGAUUCAGCUUCCAUUGAUGUCAGACAGCGUUCAGCAAAGUUAUACGGUUUGCUUGCUGGUUUGGUGAAGAAUCGUGCACUCUCUAUAGUGCGGGCCGCACCUCCUGGGAAUGGCUAUGAAGCCUUGCGGCAACUAGUGUUGUCGAUGAGGCCUAACACCCAGGCCCGUGGCCUAUCCUUGCUGGCCAGUGUGACUGCAUGGCCAUCCUUCCAGAUGAGCAAACCCCUACAAGCUCAGCUUUUGAAGUUGGAGGAUGCAUACGAAGAGACUCGAAGAGCUGGCACUACGCUUGCAGACGAGCUGAAGUGUGCCAUUUUGCUACGUUGUUUGUCGGGAGCUUUGAAGACCCAUUUGAGUUUGAGUUUGAAGGAAAGUUUCUUCAUUGGCGACAUCUUCGAGGACACCUUCAGGCAACCGAAUGAGAUUGACCUCAUUGUCCCGAGCUUGGACCAAUUGGGUCAGGAAGAAUGUCCGGGCCCUAUGACUUAUCCAGAAGCGUUACAUUACUGCAGAUACUUUUUAUCCUUGCCAUGGAGGAAAUCCCCCAUCAAUACGGAAAGCACGGCACAACAUUACACGGUGCAUGGUUUGAAAAGCACGCUACUGUCCUUUGCCAACCAACUGCAACUGGCACCGGCGUUGAGACGCCUACAGGGGAAACACACGGAUCCCCUGCAGAGUACACGACUGUACUCCCGAGAUGAUGUCAAUGGAGCCUUGCAAUUGCAAGAUGAAAUCAUCGCAGCAGUUCAGAAAGGAGUGGAUCCAGCGAUGGCUAAUCAGCUGGUAGCUGACGGCUGGACACUAGCUACAUUUGCAUGUUGCGCUUUGGACAUGCCAGACUUUGACAAAUCAAUAGAUGAGAUGAUGGCUGGACGACAGGCCUUGUCCCUUUUGGAGAAAUCACAGUUGCGAGCUGCGUUCAAAGCAUGCUCCACUCAGGUACCCACAGAUCCUAAGGUACCACCAGGGGAUGCCGCAUCACACGCAAACAUAGCCACCUCGACCAGCUCAUGGAGCGAAUCGUUUGCACCUAAGUUGGAUAGCCAGGUCAUACAGCAGCUGAAACAGCAGUUUUUGAAGAAUUACCCAAGUGAAAUUCUGGAUGGAGCCACUAUGCCAUCCACCAGGCUCUUGUCGCUGGCUUACCAUCAAAUCCAGAAAAAUCAUUGGGCAUGGAUCCCAUGGAAAUACCGCAUGAGUGUGGAAAAAUCUGAAGAACUGCAAGCUCAAAGGUCUUCCAAACAACCAAAGAUGGAAGGAUUAGCAUUGCAUUCGCUGUUGCUGGAUGAGCCUCCGGCGCUGGAAGUCUCCAACUCAGGGAUGGGUUUGAAUGCCAUCCGGACUCUCAUGGAUUUACACAAUGUGGCUAUUGCAAUGUGUAAGGGUGCACACUUAGCCAAUCUCAAGCAGUACUCCCAUCGGUUUCUUCACUAUUUGACUCAGAAGGUGGACUCCGAGACAGGUUUGCGCACAGCAAAUGUGAUCGAAGCUCAAGCAGCUGACCGCCAGAUUUGGGGUAUCAUGGCCGAACUCCUGAAUGAUCGUGAUUGGAAUAUGGAUGAUGCACUUCAUGAAUUGACGCAUGUACGUCAGGAUUUGGCGGGAUUGCUCCAGCUCCGCCCCAAGAUGCCCAAGCCACAACCUUGGCCCUCAUCAUCUCCAUUCAGUUCGACAAGUUCUCAGAAAGGCAAAGGGAAGCAAACCCAACCCAAAGGAAACGGGAAACAAAAAGGGAAACCCCAAUGGGUGACUGAAACACGUAAUCCAGAUGGAUCCACAAAAGCUCUGUGCAUGCGCUUCCAACUCGGCAAAUGCAAGCUAUCGGACUGCAAAUUCAGUCACCAGUGUGCAUACCCGACAGCAGCGGGCCAUGCUUGCGGAGGAAGUCAUGGUGCAAUGGAGCACAAGCAAAUUCCUCACUGA